Molecule: messenger RNA, 822 nt
Organism: Cryptomeria japonica (Japanese cedar)
Lineage: Eukaryota; Viridiplantae; Streptophyta; Pinopsida; Cupressales; Cupressaceae
Exons: 1
Coding region: 1-822 (273 amino acids)
Source: RefSeq, a predicted model, not a curated record
AUGAAGCAAGGUGAAAGAGACUUGGUUGAAGGAAUGUGUUUGUUGAAGAGGCAUUUGCAAGGUGAGGGUUCAUGGAAAAAGAAUCAACAAAAGAAAAGAGAAGAAAAAGAGAGGAAGAGGAAAGAGGAAAAGAUGAGGCAAAUAGAGUUUGAGAAGGAGAUAAGAGAAAUAAGGCAAGUUGUGGAACAAAUGAGAAAAAACAUGGAAGAAUUGGACAAAAUAAUUGAGAUGCGGCAACAAAGUUGGCACUUGACAAUAAAGAAGAGGGUAUCGUCGCCAAUUAAGAAGAUUGUUCAAAGAAGAAAACAAGCAAGGACAACAGUCGGUGAUGAUGAUGAAGAUUUAUGGACAACAUAUGCAGCCAUUGAGAAAGAAUGGAAUAGAAAGGUUGCAGUUGGACAAGCCAAGCAAGCUGAGAUGAUGAUAGAGGAAAACAAACCCAUGAAGGAUGCAGCCAUGACAAACCAAGAAGAUGUUGAAACAACAUGUAUGAAGCUUGAUCUGAUUUUAGUGGAAGAUGAUAUUGAAUUGGUGACAAAAACUAAUUUGCUUAAGGUCAAGGAUGAAUUGAUUUUGGAGGAUCAAAGUUGGUCUCAAAGGUAUGAUCCUAACAAGGAAGCAAGGUUGAAAGAAGAGCAGAAGAUGGGAAAAGUGAGGACCAAAGGUGAAGAGAUCAUAUCUACACCAAAAGGGAGAAAGAGUAAGGAAGGAGUAUACGUAGUUCUUGUUGAGAUUGUAAACAAGGGCAAACCAAAGGUCAAGAUGAAACCCAAGGUGAAAAGGCAAAUCAUAGAAAGAAUCAAGGAGGGCAUUCAGAAGUAG